Messenger RNA from Vitis riparia (riverbank grape), 3291 nucleotides. Its product is annotated as exportin-4-like. Gene Ontology annotation, cellular component: nuclear pore; cytoplasm. Gene Ontology annotation, biological process: protein export from nucleus. The record is from RefSeq and is a predicted model, not a curated record. The transcript is spliced from 27 exons. Lineage: Eukaryota; Viridiplantae; Streptophyta; Magnoliopsida; Vitales; Vitaceae. Gene Ontology annotation, molecular function: nuclear export signal receptor activity. The annotation marks the transcript as partial.
GUAAAACAGGCUGUGCUUGGCGUUCAUGGUGUAGAUGUGCAGUUCACAGGAAUCAAUUUCCUUGAAUCUUUGGUAUCUGAAUUUUCUCCAUCUACUUCAACUGCCAUGGGGCUUCCUAGGGAGUUUCAUGAGCAGUGCCUAAAAUUGUUAGAACUAGCGUAUUUGAAGACAUUCUACUGUUGGGCACAAGAUGCUGCUGUAAGUGUCACAAGUCGAAUAAUAGAAUCUCAUUCUGCUGUACCUGAGGUUAAAGUUUGUACUGCUGCAUUACGUCUCAUGCUUCAAAUCUUAAACUGGGAUUUCCGCUACAACACAAAUAUGGCUAAAGGCGCAAAACCGAGUAUGGAUGUUUUUAACGAUGGAGUUCGGCAUGAUAUUGCUUCACCGAAGAGAUCAGAGUGUAUCUUAGUGCAGCCGGGUCCUUCUUGGCGGGAUGUUUUGAUUUCAAAUGGUCAUAUUGGUUGGCUUUUGGGCUUAUAUGGGGCACUUAGGCAAAAGUUUUCAUGUGAAGGUUACUGGCUUGACUGCCCUGUUGCAGUGUCUGCAAGAAAGCUUAUUGUACAAUUUUGCUCCUUAACAGGAACCAUAUUUCCAUCUGCCAAUAUGCAAGAACAUCACCUUCUACAACUGCUAUCUGGAAUUAUACCGUGGAUCGAUCCUCCUCAUGCUGUUUCACAAGCUAUUGAAUGUGGAAAGAGUGAAAGUGAGAUGCUUGAUGGUUGCCGGGCAUUAUUAUCUAUGGCAACUGUGACUACUCCCACUGUGUUUGACCAACUCUUGAAAUCUGUAAGCCCUUUUGGCACUCUUACUCUGCUAUCAACAUUGAUGUGUGAAGUGAUUAAAGUCCUAAUGGCGAAAAACACUGAAGAGGAGACGUGGAGUUGGAUGGCACGCGAUAUUUUAUUAGAUACGUGGACCACCCUUCUCAUACCAAUGCACAGCAUAGGUGAGAAUGCUAGGUUUCCAUCAGAAGGAAUAAAUGCUGCAGGCAAUCUCUUUGCCUUGAUUGUAGAGGCUGAGCUAAGGGCUGCUUCUGCAUCAGCUUUCAAUGAUGAUGAAGACUCUCAAUACCUUCAGGCUUCUAUUUCUGCCAUGGAUGAAAGGUUAAGCUCUUAUGCUCUUAUUGCAAGAGCUGCAAUUGACGUUGCGAUUCCUUUACUCACAAGACUGUUUACUGAGCGUUUUGCACGGCUCCAUCAGGGCAAAGGCAUAACUGAUCCAACUGAAACUUUGGAAGAACUCUACUCAUUAUUACUGAUAACUGGACAUGUUCUCGCAGAUGAAGGAGAGGGAGAAACACCUUCGGUUCCAAUGGCUAUACAAACCCAUUUUGUGGACAUUGUAGAAACACAUAAACAUCCUGUUGUUGUACUUUCUAGUACAAUUAUAAGGUUUGCCGAGCAGAGUCUUGAUCAAGAAAUGAGAACAUCAGUUUUUAGUCCUCGACUUAUGGAGGCAGUUAUAUGGUUUCUUGCAAGAUGGUCUUCCACAUAUCUAAUGGUGCCUGAAGAAUGUAGAGAAGACAACUGCAAUUCAGGUUAUGAUCAUGAGAGCUGGCUUCGGUCACAACACUCCAGAAAAGCUUUGCUUAGUUUUUUUGGACAAUAUAAUCAGGGUAAACCUGUGCUUGAUGUUAUUGUUCGGAUCUCCAUGAUGACACUCAUUUCAUAUCCUGGCGAGAAGGAUUUGCAGGCACUUACUUGUUACCAGCUACUUCAUUCACUUGUCCGACGAAAGAAUGUUUGUACUCACCUUGUUGCAUUUGACUCAUGGCGUGAAUUAGCAAAUGCUUUUGCAAAUGGAAGAACUUUGUUCUCAUUACAUUCCACUCACCAACGUUCGCUGGCUCAAACACUUGUUCUUUCAGCUUCUGGCAUGAGAAAUCCAGAGGCAUCAAAUCAGUAUGUAAGGGAUCUCACAAGUCAUAUGACAGCAUAUCUAGUGGAAAUGUCCAACAAGAAUGACUUAAAAAAUUUCUCUCAACAACCAGACAUUAUCUUGUCGGUAAGUUGCUUGUUGGAGCGGCUUCGUGGGGCUGCCAGGGCAUUGGAACCUCGAACACAAAAGGCAAUUUAUGAGAUGGGUUUCUCUGUAAUGAAUUCUGUUCUGGUUCUUCUUGCAGUUUACAAACAUGAGUUUGCAGUUGUCUAUCUGCUACUUAAAUUUGUUGUUGACUGGGUGGAUGGGGAAAUUAUCUACCUAGAGGCUCAAGAAACUGCCAUUGUAGUUGAUUUCUGCAUGCGCUUGCUUCAGCUUUACUCUUCUCACAAUAUUGGCAAGAUAUCUGUAAGUCUUUCGAGCAGCCUACUGAGUGAAGCAAAGACUGAGAUGUAUAAGGAUUUACGUGCUCUUCUUCAACUAAUAGCAAAUCUCUGUUCAAAAGAUAUGGUCGACUUCUCAUCCGACUCCAUUGAGACACCAGGAACAAGUAUAUCUCAGGUUGUUUACUUUGGUCUUCACAUAGUUACCCCUCUGAUAUCCUUGGACCUGCUGAAGUACCCCAAGCUCUGUCAUGAUUACUUCUCAUUGCUGUCUCAUAUGUUGGAAGUUUAUCCUGAAAUGGUUGCCCAACUAAAUAAUGAAGCCUUUGCUCAUGUACUUGGAACUCUUGAUUUUGGCCUCCAUCAUCAGGACACAGAAGUUGUUGACAUGUGCUUGAAAGUUCUAAAAGCACUUGCUUCUUACCACUACAAGGAGACAAGCAUCGGUAAAAUAGGGCUGGGGUCACAUGCUUCAGGUUUUAAGGAUUCUGAUGGAAAAUUCCAGGAAGGCAUUUUGAGUCGAUUCCUUCGUUCACUGCUGCAGUUACUCCUCUUUGAGGAUUAUAGCACUGAUCUUGUUGGAAUUGCAGCAGAUGCUCUCUUCCCAUUGAUCCUUUGUGAACAAGGUGUAUACCAGAGAUUAGGGCAGGAGUUAGCAGAUAGUCAAGCAAAUCCAACACUGAAAUCAAGGUUGGUAAAUGCAUUGCAGUCCUUGACAAGCUCAAACCAGCUUUCUCCAACCCUUGACCGUAUCAACUACCAGAGAUUCAGAAAGAAUCUACACAGCUUCCUAAUUGAAGUUCACGGAUUCUUAAGGACAAUGUGACUUGUGCAAUUUGAUCUGUAAAAUAUAAGAAAAAGAUUUCGUUUUCCUAUUUUUCAUUUUGUUCUCUAUUUUUUGUAUGUUUGCUUGGAUUGUUGCAUUCUAGGCAUCAUCUUAGUUGUUGGCUGUGAAUAUUCUUGUCAUUGUCUUUUAUUAAUAUAGUUGAACAAAAUCAAUCAGCAAAAGAAAAAUAGACGGUUACUUAGA